Podospora pseudopauciseta is the source of this 2031-nucleotide messenger RNA. RefSeq lists its product as uncharacterized. Gene Ontology annotation, molecular function: SNAP receptor activity; phosphatidylinositol binding; SNARE binding. Gene Ontology annotation, biological process: vesicle fusion; intracellular protein transport. Bases 306 to 1766 code for a protein of 486 amino acids. The transcript is spliced from 2 exons. The record is from RefSeq and is a predicted model, not a curated record. NCBI's taxonomy places the organism in Eukaryota, Fungi, Ascomycota, Sordariomycetes, Sordariales, Podosporaceae. Gene Ontology annotation, cellular component: SNARE complex; endomembrane system; membrane.
CAAAUUGUUUGCUGUCUUUUCUAUCUUUCAUCCUUUCCACAUUUCACGGCUCCAAGCGGCGCAGUGCCAUCUCAAAGCAAGCGCCCCAUCCGUUGAUGCCCAGCUGAGGGUCCCGAACUCAUCACCAUCAUCCGAAACACCCUGACCGACUCGACCGACCGCAACUAACCACGCUCGGUCGCGUGUGUGUGCAUUUCCCCAGGGUGUUAAACUUGACAACAGCUGGGGAAUUUCCUUGACACGCGGUAUUCAACAACCGUUGCUAUCACCACCAGCCAACACCACCCCCGCCGCGCAACUACAAGAUGGCACCCCCCAUCGAAAUCUCCAUCCCCACCACGUCCAUCUCCACCCCCCCAAACGGCAAACCCUUCACCCUCUACAACAUCACCCUCCGCCUCCCCUUGCGCUCCCUCAUCGUUCAAAAGCGCUACUCGGAAUUCGAAGCCCUCCACAAGAACCUCCACUCCCUCGUCGGCGCUUACCCCCCCGAGCCACUCCCCGAAAAGUCUUGGUGGCGCACCUCGACGGCGAACUCCCCUGAACGCACAGAAGAGAGGCGAGCGGGGUUGGAGAAGUAUCUUCGUGCCAUUGCCGAACCGCCAGAUAGACGGUGGAGGGAUACUCCCGUCUGGAGGGCCUUUCUGGGACUUCCUGCGGGAAGCAGCACGCAGAGUGGGAUUAGUCUCGAGGGACGGAUCCCUGCUAUUGGGUUGAGGGAGGCGAAUUUGGCUGCUGCUAGCGACCCGGGGACGUGGCUGGAUUUACAUCGGGAAUUGAAGACUUCUCUUCACGAGGCGAGGGUUGCUUUGGGACGGAGGGAUGGGGCGACGGAGAAUAGUGCUAGGGUUGAGGCGGGGAGUGCGGCGAAGCGGGCGUUGAUUAAGGCGGGGAAUCUGAUUGGGAGUUUGAGUGAUGGGUUGAGGGUUAUGAAGGAGGAUGGGGGGAAGCUGGGGGAGGGGGAGUUGAGACGGAGACGGGAUUUGUUGGCGGCGGCGAGGGUGGAGAGAGAUGGGCUGGAUAAGCUGAGUAGUAGCUUUGCUGUUGCUGGUGGGGGGGUUGCGGCUGGGGUGGCGGUGGGGAGGCAUCAGGGGGUUGCGAGUGCGAGUGAGAGGGCUGCGCUUAUGGGAAAUAAUGAUGGGGGGCCGAGCAGUAUUGGGAUUGUGAGGACGUCAACUGGACGGCGGGUGUUGGGUGCGCCGCUGCCGGAGACGGAGAGGACGAGGGAGCUGGAUAAUGAGGGAGUACUUCAGCUACAGAGGGACACUAUGCAGGAACAAGACCAGGAGGUGGAGGCGCUGGCAAAAAUUAUCAGACGGCAAAAGGAGAUGGGGCUGGCGAUCAACGACGAGGUUAACCGCCAUAUUGACAUGCUGGACCGUCUGAAUGACGACGUGGACGUUGUGGGCAGGAAGCUGGGCGUGGCAAAGGAUAGGGUCAAGAGACUUGACAAGGCUAGCAUGGACACCAUCACCACUACUGCUCCCCCGCUAUCCGAGGGAGCUGCUCGCAAUAUGCAAGAGAUUGAACAAGAGGACAACAGCACAAAUGCGGUACGACAGCAACAGCAACAACAACCGGGAGGUGGCAUAAUUGACGCCGUGCUUUUAUUAAUCGUUAGGGGGGUUUUGGCCGGCGUUCAGGGGUAUGCCGUGCUUGGGUGGCUGAUGGGGAAGAUAUCGGCUGCUUUGGUCUGGACGGUGGAGCUGGUGCUGCUGCUUUUGGUGCAGCCGGGUGGUGGCAAUGCGAAUCAUCAUAAUGGAUGACAGAAUGAAUUGCGAAGGAAUACAGUACAUGAGGGAGCUAGGGUUAGGUAUGGAGUAUAUGAUCAUGGGUUUAUCUUUCUGGUGGAGAAGGGUUUUUUUUUGUGCUAGCUCUGGCUUUUUCAUGCAGGAACAGGACAUGGCAUGUGGGGAUGGAUGAUGGAUCGGUAUGUAGAUAGGAUGGGGCUUUUUGCGAUGGGUUGGUUUAUGGACAUGAAGGAGUAGGUUUGUUUUUUGUUCUAAACUUAUAAUAUAUCUGCUUUCUACU